AUGCCCGCCCAUCAAUGCUUGUUCUUUCUACACCUCACGGCGGUGAGGAAGAAGAUGAAGACCCAGAUCUAUGCCCUAACAAGGCUCGCCGCAAAGACGUGGGGGUGUACCUUCGCGAGGGUGAGGGAGAUCUACUCGAAAGUGAUCCGAAGUGCGAUCGCGUAUGGAGCCUCAGCCUUCCACACCCCUACAGAGGUAGGCCCCCCCCGCGGGGCCGCAAAGGAACUCGCAAAGAUCCAAUCGGAGUGCCUCAGGGUGGUCGCUGGGGCCUACAAGGCUACCCCAAUACAGAGCUUGGAGACAGAAACCUAUUGCCCACCCAUCGACCUGUACCCCAACAAGAGGCUCCUUGCCUUCGAGGAUCGGGUUAGGAUAUCAGAGGAGGCGAGGCUAAUCCUCCAGACCCCUGCCACAAUCGCUGCGAUCCUGCGGCGGAGGCGCAGAAGGGGGAGAGGAAGACCUCGGCGGGAGGUAGCCGAUAUAGCAACGGCACCAGCGGAAAAGGGCUCAGGCGAAUGGAAGAAGAGGUGGGCACAGGAGUGGGCCCCCCUCGAGUCGAGGCCGGAAAAGGAGGAGCUAGAGCCAGGGUCGACCGGCCCAGGACCAAACCACAAGAAACAGCUCGAGAGGUGGAUGGAGGAGGCAAUGAGAAGGGAGUGGAUUGGAAGAUGGGAGAGUGAGGUAGCUAGGGUGGUCGCUAGGAACCCGGGGCGGGCCCUCGAACCGGCCGAUGCGACCGCGCGGUUCGACGCCUCUAUCAUGAACCGACACCGGUCGAGGGACCCAGCCUGGGAGCUAUCGAAGGCGAAGAGUACCCUCCUAGUGCAAGCGAGGACUGGGAAGAUUGGGCUUCGAGGGUUCCUCUUUACUAGGAGGGUCCCCGAGGUGGUAACGCCGGUAUGCCGCUGCGGUAUGGCGCGCGAGACAUUCAAACACCUCGUACUCGAAUGCAACGGAGCCGCAGAUAAACCUCAGCCCUGGCCAGACGACGGCGCAGAGCUACUGGAGUGGCUCGAUGACGUGGAGAAGGCUGCCAUAGUGGUGCGGUGGGUACUUGGGCUGGGGAGGCUGAACGAGUUCCGGCUGGCGGUAGAGCUGGGAAAAUGA
This is a messenger RNA of Chaetomium globosum CBS 148.51, 1107 nucleotides long. RefSeq lists its product as uncharacterized. Lineage: Eukaryota; Fungi; Ascomycota; Sordariomycetes; Sordariales; Chaetomiaceae. Bases 1 to 1107 code for a protein of 368 amino acids. The record is from RefSeq and is a predicted model, not a curated record. The transcript is spliced from 2 exons.